Trypanosoma cruzi is the source of this 579-nucleotide messenger RNA. RefSeq names its product mucin TcMUCII, putative. The transcript has a single exon. The record is from RefSeq and is a predicted model, not a curated record. Bases 1 to 579 code for a protein of 192 amino acids. Lineage: Eukaryota; Euglenozoa; Kinetoplastea; Trypanosomatida; Trypanosomatidae.
AUGACGACGACGUGCCGUCUGCUGUGCGCCCUGUUGGUGCUCGCCCUGUGCUGCUGCCCGUCCAAUGCAUCAGAGACUGAGCGGGCGGAACAAGAUUCUUCCCAGAAGACCACGAUGACGACUGCAACACAGGCAACAACCCUGACGCUUGGUCAGCCAGGUCCGAAAGGUGAGGAGUCCGGUGGGGACAUGGGAAAUCCUGCCGCACAUGAAGAUGGAGGAGUUACGACCGUUCCGAAAACGCAAUUAAAUGCGAAGCCCAAUGCGUCAGCGGCAGAAGUUAAGAACGGUAUGACAGAGACAACAAGUGACAAGAAUCCAUCCGCAGAAAAAAGAAAUAAGAGUGAAGAGGAUUCCGCCCAGACGACCACGACGACCACAACACAGGCACCAACCACGACCACGACCACCACUGCGCCAGAGGCACCAAGUACGACGACUACAGAGGCGCCAACUACGACGACCACCCGCGCACCGUCACGUCUUCGCGAAAUCGACGGCAGCCUCAUCAGCUCUGCGUUGGUGUGUGCCCCGCUGCUGCUCGCCGUAUCCGCGCUGGCGUACACCGCUGUGGGCUGA